Molecule: messenger RNA, 1303 nt
Organism: Acanthisitta chloris (rifleman)
Lineage: Eukaryota; Metazoa; Chordata; Aves; Passeriformes; Acanthisittidae
Gene: MNS1
Product: meiosis-specific nuclear structural 1
Exons: 8
Biological process (GO): cilium organization
Cellular component (GO): motile cilium
Source: RefSeq, a predicted model, not a curated record
GCGCUGCGAGGAGACGUGUUGGGAAUUGUGUGUCCGGCAGGCAGAGGAGAGCCGCAGGCACAGAGCGCUGCAGCUGGAGGAGGAGGAGAGACUCGAGGCAGAGCAGGCCCGGCGCAACCGGGAGAGGCUGAAGGACAAAAAGAUCAGGCAACAAGUCAGAGCGAACAGUCCUGAACUUCGAGAGUUAGAAAGAAAGAUACAAUCUGCUUAUAUGAAUAAGGAACGAGAUGAACAGAUUGCUGAAAAAAAUGCUCUGCACCUUGAGAAAAUGAAACGGAAGGAGGAAAUAGCCCAAGAGAUGAAGGAAGAGUACGAAAGGUUCAUGAAAGAAGAAGCUUCAGCAGAACUGAGGCGAAAUGAGGAGAAGAUAAUGUACCAGCAAGAGCUGGAUAAACAGCUCGAGGAACAGGAGAGGAAGAAGCAGGAAGCUUAUGAAGAGUUUCUAAAAGAUAAACUCAUGAUUGAUGAAAUUGUAAGAAAUAUCUAUGAGGAAGACAAAAUAGAAAGGCAACAAAAAUUAGAUAAAAUGAGAGAAAUUCAGGCAUAUAUUGAAGAAUUUCAAAAAGAACAAGCUAUCUGGAGGAAAAUGAAAGAGGAAGAGAUGGAAGAAGAGAACAGGAAAAUUAUGGAGUUUGCCAACAUGAAGCAACAAAGAGAAAAUGAUUGGAUGGCUAAAGUUCGAGACACUGAGGAACAAAAACAGAGGCUUCAAAACAUGAUUGCCCAGAAUCUGGAAAGGGAACAGCGGAAGCGAGAAGAACUGAAACAAAUCUGCCAAGAGCUGUAUCUGGAAAAACAAGAGGAGCUGGAAAGGAAGAAAGAGAUGGCAGAGAUUGAAAAGAGAAUAAGGCAACGCCUGGACUUAAGGCAAACAUUUGAAGAGCAAUUUGCUCUGAAGGCAGCAGCACAACAAGCCAUGAGAGAAGAGGAAAAAGCCUUCAAGCAGCAGGUGCUGGCCAAGUUUGCAGAGGACGAUCGCAUCGAGCAGAUGAAUGAUGAGAAACAGAGAAUGAAACAGCUUGAAUACAGAAGAGCUGUGGAGAAACUCCUUGAAUAUCGUCGCCAGCAGCGUAUUGAGGAGAAGGAGCGUGAACUUGAAGAAAGAGAGUUAGAGAAGAGGAGACAAGAAAGCUUUCGUGCAAUCGUUGAAGAGGAGAGGCAGAAACUCUUGAAAGAGCAUGCGUGGAAACUGCUGGGCUACCUGCCUCCAGGAAUACUCGAAGAAUCUGAUAUGAAGAUGCUUGGAGAAGAGUUUAGGUUGGCUUACCAGCAGACAAGAGGUAACGCAUUCGAGGAGAGCUGA